GUUAUGAUUUGUGUCUGGUCUGUCGCUAAGUUUUGAAAAACCUACAAGAACAUAUUUUUUCUGCAAAUAGAAUGCACUUUCAAACAUGUUUUGUGAAUAAUAUGACCACGAAAAUUCUCUGAAAAAAAAAUUCCUUGUAAUGCAGUUACCUAUACUUCUCAUUUUUUGCAAACACAAUGCCCUCUAAAGUGGAGUUACAGAAGGCAAUACAGAAAGCAUUGGGCACUAACACCUUCCACCCGACAGGCGCAUCAGGAGGUGGAUGCAUCAAUGAAGGUUCUGUUUACGAGACUGAUGAUGGUCUAGUGUAUGUGAAGACUAACGAUCGAUGGCUGUCAAAAGAAGUGUUCGAUGGAGAGAUGGCUGGGCUGAUGGAGAUAGCUAGCACAGGAACGAUCCGGGUGCCUGAACCGAAGACCGUGGUGCAGAGUCCAAAGGGUAACGACUCGGCUCUAGUCAUGGAGUACAUCGACAUGUCAUCUUGCAGAAACCAGAACACAUUGGGCACCCACCUUGCCAGAAUGCAUUUGCAUAAUCUUGGGCGAAAGGACGAAAUGGACUAUGUCACUCGAUUCGGGUUCCACAUCGAUACUUCCUGUGGCUUCAACAAGCAGCCCAACGACUGGAACCGUGAUUGGGUGACGUUUUUUACGACUGAAAGGCUGGGUCAUCAGUUUUUCUUACUUCAAAAAGAGGGACUGGGUGGAGAUGCUGAGUAUGAACUAUGGCAUGAACUAAAACACAGGAUUCCAUAUUUUUUUGCUGGCAUCUCUGAAAUUAUUCCUGCUCUUCUCCAUGGAGACUUGUGGAGUGGAAACGUGGCGCAGACUAAUGAUUCCCAAAAGGUGCCAGUUAUAUUUGAUCCAGCUUGCUUUUAUGGUCACCAUGAGUACGAUCUCGGAAUAACAGAUAUGUUCGGAGGUUUCAAUUCAAGUUUCUAUGAUGCUUACCAUGCAGUAAUCCCCAAGGAACCGGGCUUCGAAAACCGUCAUAAAUUGUAUCAACUGUUUCAUUAUCUGAAUCACUGGAAUCAUUUUGGAAGUGGUUACAAAGAUCAGUCUAUUCGCCUCACGAAGGAACUUAUAAAAGCAGUUAAGUAAAAACUCAGUGUGUCAAGGAACAUUUACAUGCAAAGUACUAUUCAUAUUACUUUAUCAAUCCUAUUUGUCACUAUUUAUGGGGGCCAUCCUAUUUAAUUGCAUUUUAUCUUUACCAUUCUUCUCAUUUUUAUCUUGUUUUACACUUGUUAUAUAUUUUUAAGCAUUUGUUUCAGAUGGAUAAUUUUAUCUCUAGAUUAAGAGAAAUAUUGAUUCAGUUAUUAGCACUACUAAAAGAAGUGUUUUUGUAUUUUUGUUAAAAAUAAAAUCCUAUUUUUGCACUUUUA
This is a messenger RNA of Bemisia tabaci, 1384 nucleotides long. RefSeq names its product ketosamine-3-kinase. The record is from RefSeq and is a predicted model, not a curated record. Lineage: Eukaryota; Metazoa; Arthropoda; Insecta; Hemiptera; Aleyrodidae.